AUGAAAAUUUUUUGGAUAUUUGGGGUUAUUUUGAUAAUUUUAUGGAGAAAGGUACUCUGUUUUAAUUAUAGCUCUGUGGGUCAAAGCGCCCCUGCACAGGUGCCGCUUACUCUUAUUCAAUCUGCUGCAGCAACGGGAGCUGUAUGUUUGGAUGGAAGCUUGCCAGGUUAUCAUUUGGAUCGAGGGUUUGGAGCAGGAGCAAAUAGUUGGCUCGUCAAUUUAGAGGGUGGAGGUUGGUGCAAUGAUAUAAGAACAUGCGUGUACCGCAAAAAAACAAGACGUGGGUCUUCAAAUUACAUGGAGAAAGACUUACUCUUCACUGGGAUAAUGAGCAGCAAACCUGAAGAGAAUCCAGUUUUGAUCGAAACUCAAAGAAGUGAAGUUGGGAGGACAGAGAGAAAGAAAUUCAGGCGCAUGAGGGUGCAUUCUACUUUUCGUACGAAUCCAUAA
This is a messenger RNA of Phalaenopsis equestris, 450 nucleotides long. RefSeq names its product pectin acetylesterase 2-like. The coding region runs from base 1 to 450 and encodes 149 amino acids. Gene Ontology annotation, biological process: cell wall organization. Lineage: Eukaryota; Viridiplantae; Streptophyta; Magnoliopsida; Asparagales; Orchidaceae. The record is from RefSeq and is a predicted model, not a curated record. Gene Ontology annotation, cellular component: plant-type cell wall. Gene Ontology annotation, molecular function: pectin acetylesterase activity. The transcript is spliced from 4 exons.